AUGGAUCUUUGGAGGCCUCCAGAGCAAGCACUAUCAACGCCUGCAAAUGACCCAGGUAUUACAAUCGAUAGAAGUAUAACACCAAAUAAACGUGAUUCUGCAGCCGUAAUGAUGAUUCAUAAAAUUCGAAAUGGAAUAUCAAAUGAUACAGUUGAUGGUUUUUGCGAUUUAUUUAAUGGCAUGAAAACAGAUAACUUUUGUCAUUCGUCAGAUGCUGUGAAACGAAAUUUAACAAGUAAACAUGAAAAUUUUAAAAAAUUACAAACUGAAUAUUCGAUAUGUGAACAAUGUAAAUUGGCUGUUGAAACAAAAUUAGCAAAACGCAAAUUAUGUUCAAAAUGA
Molecule: messenger RNA, 342 nt
Organism: Didymodactylos carnosus
Lineage: Eukaryota; Metazoa; Rotifera; Eurotatoria; Philodinida; Philodinidae
Source: the annotation of a GenBank genome assembly